Mesorhabditis spiculigera is the source of this 204-nucleotide messenger RNA. NCBI's taxonomy places the organism in Eukaryota, Metazoa, Nematoda, Chromadorea, Rhabditida, Rhabditidae. The record is from the annotation of a GenBank genome assembly.
AUGGGCAGAAUAUUUCUGGAGGAUUGGUACGACUUCUUUGCGCCCGAAAAAUCGUGGCCAUUCGCGUUGUUGUGCUCGAUUCUGACGGCUGUAUUCUUUUUGAUGAUUCUGACGUGUUCGUCAAUUCAUUAUAAGAGAAGAAACGAGCGCACCGCGUCAUUCAGCUUAAAAGACGAACUGGCCACACCGCAAAAUGUCUACUAU